Trichomonas vaginalis G3 is the source of this 438-nucleotide messenger RNA. RefSeq lists its product as uncharacterized. The transcript has a single exon. The coding region runs from base 1 to 438 and encodes 145 amino acids. NCBI's taxonomy places the organism in Eukaryota, Parabasalia, Trichomonadida, Trichomonadidae. The record is from RefSeq and is a predicted model, not a curated record.
AUGCAACAAUCCGAGCUUCCUCCUGAAUAUAAUAGUACAAUCAAACCAAAAUUGGAUGGAAAGACCGCAGAAACAUGCUAUCAACAUUGCUUUGGAAAAGCAGGCCAACAGAUAGCAAUGAAAUCAAAACCAACAACAAUCAGAAGUUUAAGCAAGCAGACAUCAGCAGAUAUAUCAGGAACACCAAAAGUAACAUACUAUCCACCUGGGUAUACAGGAUAUAUACCUUGCGAGUUCAAAGGAAACAGAAGUUAUGUACCGAGAGAAGAUCGUUCAGCUUCUGACUGUGUAUGGCAGUAUAAUACAAAUAUAUCAGGAUAUGGUGGCUAUGUUCCAUCUCUUGGCAUGGAUCCUGAUGUUUCGAAUGUUAAACAAGCUUCUACAACUUAUCGUGAUCUUUGCUCCGCUGCACACUUCCUCCCUAAGGUUUCUGCAUGA